Messenger RNA from Mucor mucedo, 1146 nucleotides. RefSeq lists its product as uncharacterized. The transcript has 2 exons. Lineage: Eukaryota; Fungi; Mucoromycota; Mucoromycetes; Mucorales; Mucoraceae. The coding region runs from base 1 to 1146 and encodes 381 amino acids. The record is from RefSeq and is a predicted model, not a curated record.
AUGGAAACUCUCUUUGAAGUGCUUAUAAAGUAUCAAAGGGGUAAAGACAGAAAACUUCCGUGCAUAACGAGAUUCAUCAAGGCCAUUUUUGAUUCGACAUAUUACGUUAUUAACAAAACCACUGGCAGCGAUCCGGAAGAUGAAGACAAUCGUGUUAGCGUGGAUGAAGAUAAGGAUGGUGAUGGGUUUGAUAGUAAUGCUGAUGAGGAGGACUUCGUAGCUGGUGCUGAAAUGAUGACAGUCCCUCAAGAAGUUGUUGAAAGGGAUUUAUCAUCGAAGGAAAUUAAUGCUCUUGUCUCCGUUGUAAUGAUGCUCAGUGGUUCUGAAACCAUAAACGGUAAUGUAAAUCCUAACUACGUGAAAAAUCAAUUGUACAAGGACAAACAGGAAUCAAUACCUGAAGAAGCAUUGUCGCUAUGUGCAGCUAUUAUAAAUACUCUUCGCCGUAUUACCUUAAAACGAGAUGAAGAUGCAUCAUUUUUAUCAUGUUACAAGAUACGUCAUCUUCGUAAUGUACUUGUUCGUUUUUCGGGCAACAAAACCAAGUUUCGUGAAGUGCGAAUGUUCCCGUCAAAAGAUCAUAACCAGAAUCUCUCUGUUACUGUCAACUCUAUAACACUGUACCUGUUGUUUUGUAAAGAGUAUAACAUGUUUGAUGAACAGGAUGCGAUUUUCACGUCUUAUGCUGAUUUGGAAAGUGAUGAAGCUAAAAGUUCACUCUUUGAAAACUUUUUUGAUUGGGGUGCUAUAAAUCGCAUUCUUCGAGAGCAAAACCUGAAGCCCGGAUAUUUGUUCAAUUACACAAACCAAUAUGACCUGAAGUUUCUUGGUGAAAAAGUUCAAAAGAAAGAAACGGAAACAAAAAGUAGACAUGAUGAGAUGCCCGAGGACCAAACGGAGGAUCAAAAGUCUGAACUCUUCAAGAAUAAAAACGAUAUUGUGUCAGAGAUUAAUGAUCUAUACGGACACAUGAAAUCCGAAAAAAAAGAGUACGCAGAGUUAUCUAAACAACUUCAACCAGAAGAGUCAAAAAGAAUGGAUUUAGGAAGAUAUUUUCGUGCUCAAGAACGACAUAAGGUCUGGGAUGAUUACCUUUACCAAGACUUAAAAAAACAACGAUUGGUGCGGAAUAACAUCUACAAGUGA